Nerophis ophidion (straightnose pipefish) is the source of this 2541-nucleotide messenger RNA. Its product is annotated as ubiquitin-conjugating enzyme E2 G1-like. Lineage: Eukaryota; Metazoa; Chordata; Actinopteri; Syngnathiformes; Syngnathidae. Gene Ontology annotation, biological process: protein polyubiquitination; proteasome-mediated ubiquitin-dependent protein catabolic process. The transcript is spliced from 6 exons. The coding region runs from base 133 to 642 and encodes 169 amino acids. Gene Ontology annotation, molecular function: ubiquitin conjugating enzyme activity. The record is from RefSeq and is a predicted model, not a curated record.
ACAACAUGCACGCAUGCGCACUGCCGUAGCCAGCAGCUGAACGUUGUGUCAAAACACAGAGGGAAAGACAAUCUGGGCCACCUCAGAGUAUUUGUAAAGCGUUUUUUCCCCCCCCAAUAGCGUAUACAUACCAUGACCGAACAAUCAGCGUUACUUCUUCGAAAACAACUAGCAGAGCUCAACAAGAACCCUGUGGAGGGCUUUUCAGCAGGUCUGAUAGAUGAUGACAACAUAUAUAAAUGGGAAGUUGUGAUCAUUGGUCCCCAGGAUACUCUUUUUGAAGGAGGAUUUUUUAAAGCAUAUUUAACCUUUCCAUAUGAUUAUCCUCUACGACCUCCAAAGAUGAAGUUCAUAACUGAAAUCUGGCAUCCAAAUGUUGCAAAAAAUGGAGACGUGUGCAUCUCAAUCCUGCAUGAACCCGGAGAGGAUAAGUUUGGCUACGAAAAGCCCGAGGAGCGCUGGCUGCCUAUCCAUACCGUCGAGACAAUCAUGAUUAGUGUCAUCUCCAUGUUGGCGGACCCCAACAGCGAUUCCCCAGCAAACGUGGAUGCUGCGAAAGAAUGGAGGGAGGACCCCAAUGGUGAAUUCAAGAGGAAAGUGGCGCGUUGUGUAAGAAAAAGUCAAGAGAUGGCUUUUGACUAGACUGACUUGACUAUUCCAGGUUUAAGGAAAUGCCUCCGGAGGGAAACGCUCAGGCUUCUACGCCCCUUGUUUUGCAAGCCAAAAGGAAUUGGUUGGCUUCAACCCCUUUCAGUGAGCGGUUGUCAUUUUUCGCAAGACGAGCCAAUUUGAGAACACUACCAGCGAAAUUUACUUACCUGGAAUUGUAUAAUUUUAUUUAUUUUGGGGAAAAAAAAUGAUGUAAACUAUGUCACUACUGUAAAUUAACUUGCUUUUUUUAUCUGCUGCUGAACAGUUUCUACUUUAUACCAGGUUUCUUAUGCAAUUUAGUGGUCAAAAAUGGGAGUCAAUUGAAAACCUGUUCCAUUCGCAUCAUCCUUUGUCAUGUCUACUACAUACAUGUCAGCCCAGCAUAUACUGCAUCUGUCAAUAGAUUCCUCAUUAAUUCACUGUUGCCUUUUUGGCUUCACUUCCGCAGAUGGCUUUUUGUUCAAAAAGAGUCUAUGAAGUUUUUGUGGCACUUACACAGGUCUUUUAUUUAUUUAUUUAUUGUUGUUUUUUUUUUCUUGGGAAAAUAGCUACCUGCUAGAAUUAGUUAUCUACGCUAGACUUUGGAACAAUGACUCUCAAAUGUGCAUGAUCCCUCCAAGCCCUAUGUCUUGCAGGUGUGAAUGAUAAAAAUGACUCAUUCUGCACUGCGAGAGUCUCUCCCUUAGUACAUUGGCUUUCACCCGCAUGGCUAACAUUAACACUCGAUUUGUAACAACGACUCAGGAUUAAACUCCAUUACUGUUGUAACUAUCAGCCGAUGGGAUAGACUUGUGAUAUUCCUGACUCCAAACUUAUGUCCUUUCUUUGUCAAUGAAGUCUUUCAACUACGACAACCAAAAGGGGUCUGUGAAAAAAGUCUAAGCUGUGAUUAUUGUGCGCGUGCUGCUGUUGCAUCUCAUUUUACCUCAGUCUGGUUGUUGACGUCUCCAUGCGGGGACUUUGGAAUCAGACUAGUUGUUGAUACAUUGUAUAAAUGCUGGGGUUCAGAUGCCGAGGACUUUGAGUUGAUCAAAAAGUAAAGCUUAUCAAUCAUUAGUGCUAACUUAUAUCAGUUAAAGUUGAGAAUCUGGGCUGUAAUUUACAUAUGAUACUUGGGAAGGAAAAUAGUAUUUUCAAUUGGAUUGUUUUGUGGUGGUAUGCAAAACGCUGUCACUCCCCCUCACUAUAAUUGGCUUGUUAAUAAUGAAGUGUAUCCAACAGAUCUGUGUUUUCCCAACUUUUUAUGCAGCCAAUAUUCAUAUUUCACACACCACAAAACAAUAUUAAUUGAAUGGCAACGGGUGGAUACACAGAUUUGAUCAUGUACCUUCUGACAUCUUGUGGAAAAGAAUUAAAUGUUCUGCCUGUCCCUGUAUGUUGCUAGAUUAGAUAAACAAAGAUACAAUAUUUGUAGUAAAUAUUUUUUUAGCCAUUUAAGUGAAAUUGGAUCAUUUCCUGAUGAUCUCUGGCAACAAAUUAGUGGUUGGGACUGGGAAUGACUGCUGUGGAUGCAGACUGAGAACCCGAAACACGUUCAAGCAUCUUUUGGCACAUGCAAUCAGGGAUGAAUGAGGUGCGUAUGUGAAGCUUACCGUUACAAUGUACAUUCUGCCUGAAUGUGCCGUAUACUCUUAGAUCGACUCGUGUAGACUUGGUAAUUGCUGUCAACGUUUUUAAGUCGGAAUCGUCGAACCUGCCAUAACCCCCUCUGACCGGUGUUCACUGUAUUUGCACAGAUUCAGUGUGCGUUUUUGAAACGUCAUCAAGCAAUACGCUCUGAAAACGGUGUCCAGGUAAUCCACCCCAUAAUGUCAUCACUUGUUUGAUUUUCCAUUUUGUGUCAACGCAGUGUAUAUUGGACUUGAUGCUAAAUAAAGUGUGUAAAAAGUU